CCCCUCCCCCCCGGCGGGGGCUCCUCGCUGCAGCCUCUGUGCUCCGCUCUCGGUCAUGUGACCCUAACGUAACCGGACAGGAAAAGCCGCCGCCGCCGCCGCGCUGACUCCGUUGUUGCUGCUGCUGCUGGGCGCGGAGACGGCGGCGGCCCGAGCGGGACCAGGCGCCACAGCGGCCCGAGCCCCCAGAGUGUGAAAAAUGGAUCUGGCCAACCACGGACUUAUACUGCUACAGCAGCUAAAUGCACAGAGGGAGUUUGGUUUCCUGUGUGACUGCACGGUUGCUAUUGGUGAUGUCUACUUCAAGGCGCACAAAUCUGUCCUUGCUUCUUUCUCCAACUACUUUAAGAUGUUGUUUGUUCAUCAGACCAGUGAAUGUGUCCGUUUGAAAGCAACUGACAUACAACCAGAUAUCUUCAGCUAUCUCUUGCAUUUGAUGUAUACUGGGAAGAUGGCACCUCAGCUCAUUGACCCAGUUCGAUUAGAACAGGGAAUAAAGUUUCUGCACGCAUAUCCACUGAUUCAAGAGGCCAGCCUUGCCAGUCAGGGUACCUUUUCUCAUCCAGAUCAAGUUUUUCCAUUAGCCUCUUCUUUAUAUGGCAUUCAAAUUGCAGAUCACCAGACAAGACAUCCCACUAAAGUUACCUCAGCAACUGACAAACUUGGGCGAGAAUCCAGGCCACAGCCUUCCAGGAUGAGCCAAGAACCAGUGUCUGAGGGCUCACAGCUCUCACAGUUGGCUUCAAGUCUGCCACAAGUGACCCGGACAAAUAUGACCACUUCUGACCCUUUGCAGUCUUCACUGUCUCCAGAACUGGUUUCCACUGCUGGUAAUAGUUCUCCUCCAGAGGAGGAAGCCAACAUGGAAGCAUCUUCUUCAGAUGAACAGCCUGCUUCACUCACAAUAGCACAUGUCAAGCCAAGUAUUAUGAAAAGGAAUGGAAGCUUCCCAAAAUACUAUGCCUGCCACCUCUGUGGUCGUCGAUUCAAUCUGCGAAGCAGUUUGCGUGAGCACCUCCAGAUCCACACAGGAGUACCCUUCACAUCAAGCCAACAGGGAGAAAGUAGCAUUUCCCUGUCUCUUUGUAAUAAUGCAGCUGAAAAAGAUGCCAUGGAAGUGCCUGAAGCGGGAAUGAUUAGUGACAGUGAGCUGCAACAGAUCUCAGAUUCCCCAAUAAUUGAUGGACAGCAGCAGGCAGAAACACCACCACCAUCAGACAUUGCAGACAUAGACAACUUGGAGCAGGCAGAUCAAGAAAGAGAAGUUAAAAGACGGAAAUAUGAAUGUUCCAUCUGUGGACGCAAAUUUAUUCAAAAAAGCCACUGGAGGGAGCAUAUGUACAUACAUACUGGCAAACCUUUCAAGUGCAGCACUUGCGACAAAAGCUUCUGCAGGGCAAACCAAGCAGCCAGACAUGUGUGCCUAAAUCAGAGCAUGGAUACGUAUACUAUGGUGGACAAACAGACUCUGGAACUGUGUACUUUUGAGGAAGGCAGUCAAAUGGACAACAUGUUAGUACAGACCAACAAGCCCUACAAAUGUAACUUGUGUGACAAAACAUUUUCAACUCCCAAUGAAGUGGUCAAACAUUCGUGCCAAAAUCAAAACUCUGUCUUUGCUCUAGAAGAAGAUAGAUCCAUUCUGCUAGGCAGUGAGGAUACAGAAGCUACAGAGACUGAUAACUCAGUGUUAACCUCCAUCAAAAAAGAGCAGGAAGCAGUGUUGUUAGACUGAAGGUGAAACCUAUCAAUUUUUUAAAGUUCAGUCAUUUGUAUCAAACUAAUACUCCCCCUGCAACCAGAACUACACUGGCAUGGUAAAAAAAAUUGAUCUUGCUCCUCCCACAAAUAAAUAAAUAAAAGGCCUUUGCCUCAAGCCACAACAUAAUUGAUUUUAAUACAAAGGAAAGUGUGUAGAGGGAAUUCAUCUAACUUUGUCGAUAGUACUAGUAAACUCAAAUUUAAAUAGAUUUUAAACAGAUUUUAGAUUAUUUAAAUGCAUACUUAGAUGCAAUGAAGUGUGUAAUGAGAAAUAAAAUACCAUUUUGGUAAACGAAGAAUAUAUAUAUAUAUAUUUAAUUAUAAUUAUUUUCUCUGGUAACAAGUCUUCCUUUUGAGAAGAAAUAGCAGAUGAUGCAGCGUGCUUUCUAGAGCUACAUGUACAAACUCUGUAAGAUAACUAAAAAAGGCUUAAAACUUUUCACAGUGAACCCAGGAAACUUUGUUUUUAGCCUUUAGUUUUUCCUCAAGUAUUCCCUGGGGUAUGUAUUUCAGGUAUCAUCAUUGACAUUAUGUCCAUUCAAGAAAAUUUAGUUACUUAGUCAACUUUGACUAAAGUAGCAGUAAUAAUGAUGUGAUGGCAAUCUUUUUAUAUGUAUAUAUAGAAAGCGUGUGUGUGUUUGUGUGUUUGGUAUAUACAGGUAAAUGAAUGCACACACCCUAUCUAAACAAUUGGUCAUCUACUUUCAAGUUCAACCAAAAAUAUCCAUAAAUUUUAGUUAUUUGACAGAUAAGCCAUUUUACACAACCCUUAUUUUUAAAUUAAAUUUAAACUGCCCCAGGAUGUGUGCAUUUUUAUUAUCGUGUUUGAAUGGAAAUUAAUAUAAUUAGUGCUGUCAUCCAAGACAUGGAGGAAACUAGAGAACAGAGAAAUUGCAUACUAGCGAGCACUGUGCAAUUAUCAGUGCUGCAUUCACAUGUGCUGUAGCAAUAGAUCCGAGUCAUUCCUGAUAUGAGGGGAGAGGGGAGACUUGAUCACCUUAUUCACACAAGUAGUCUCAGACUUCAGUGGGUCUAAUUGCAUGAGUUAAGGUGAAAAAGAUUUGGCCCUUUGUUUAAUAUAGUCCCCUUCUAGCAGCGGACAGAGGGAGAGGUGGCUAUGGAUCAUGGUUGUUUUAAAAGUGAAGCUGCAGUGCUGGCCAGUGAAUUCUGUUGUUUAAGGGAUUCCCAUUACUUUAGACUCCAAGGCAAAGUAUGCAAACGCUGGGAGGGCAAAUACCAUAGCAUCAGGAUAGCACUGCAUCUUUGUAUUUAAAAUCAAGUUGCUGAUUUUUAUAUUUAAUUUUUUAUAGAUGCCUGGAUUUUUUGCCAGUAGCCUAAAAACUAAGCUGACAGCAGUAAGGAAGCCCACUGAUCAGUCAUUGGGCCAAUAGGAAAGCUUAUGUAGGCAGAGUAAGUGCCCCACCAUAAAUGGAGGCAGUGUGGGGGGAGGGGGGAAAAGGGCAAGGCACAAACCAUAGCUCUGCUCUGUGUAUAUGUUUAAACUGAGUAUCAUCCUAUUUUGUGUAUAGUUAAGUUCUCAGAUUUGUAAGUUUUUAUACAUCGUUUCAUUGAAUAAAAAUUGAAUUAAAUGGAA
Molecule: messenger RNA, 3355 nt
Organism: Trachemys scripta elegans
Lineage: Eukaryota; Metazoa; Chordata; Testudines; Emydidae
Gene: ZBTB2
Product: zinc finger and BTB domain containing 2
Exons: 3
Coding region: 200-1735 (511 amino acids)
Biological process (GO): regulation of transcription by RNA polymerase II
Cellular component (GO): nucleus
Molecular function (GO): RNA polymerase II cis-regulatory region sequence-specific DNA binding; protein binding; DNA-binding transcription factor activity, RNA polymerase II-specific
Source: RefSeq, a predicted model, not a curated record